UCUUAAUUCAGCUUCGCACCAAAAAUGAUCGCUUUUAUCAUGAAAAUCGCGUUUAGCAAUUAGCAGCAUGAGCUUCCUUCAGGGGAUCAUCGAUUCCUUUAACUCCGUCUUCUCUUCUGAUCCUUCUUCUUCUUCUUCCUCUUCUCAAUCUCACCUUAAUUCGACGCCAAUGGAAGCUGCUUCUUCUCCUUCUUCGGUUUCGAACGAGCGCGUGGCUUUCAAGCUCAAAGGUUACUACGAUUUGGCGACGCAGGAGAUCGCAAAGGCCGUUCGGGCCGAAGAGUGGGGUUUGGUCGACGACGCUAUUCUUCACUACAAGAACGCUCAGAGGAUCCUCCUUGAAGCCCAUUCUACCCCUGUCCCUUCCUUCAUCACUUCCAGUGAACAAGCAAAGGUGCAAUCUUAUCGUCAGAAGAUAUCGAAAUGGCAGGGCCAAGUCUCUGAGAGAUUACAGGCUCUAAGUAGACGAGCAGGGAGCUCAUCUGCCAAUCAGAGCACCUCAAACGUUGCACAAACUGCUGCAGUUCCACUUAAGCCAUCAAAUGGUAGAAAAAAUAUGGUACACAGGUAUUCUCAACCAACAGGGCAGGUGAAUAAAGUUGGAAGCUCAAAUUCUAGUCAAGCUGGUGUAAAUUAUGAUACAAAAUUGGUUGAAAUGAUUAACACUGCAAUAGUAGACAGAAGUCCUUCUGUUAGAUGGGAUGAUGUCGCGGGGCUUGAGAAGGCAAAGCAAGCUUUAAUGGAGAUGGUUAUUUUGCCAACUAAGAGGAGAGACUUAUUCACUGGUCUUCGAAGGCCAGCCAGAGGUUUGCUACUCUUCGGUCCACCUGGUAAUGGAAAGACCAUGCUUGCCAAAGCUGUAGCUUCAGAAUCAGAUGCAACAUUUUUCAAUGUGUCUUCCGCAUCAUUGACAUCUAAAUGGGUGGGUGAGGCUGAAAAGCUUGUCCGGACACUAUUUUCAGUUCAAUCCACCCUUCUCUUUUUCGAUAGAAAAAUAAAUUAAGAGAGAAGGAUUGAUAGUAUAAUGUCAACAAGAACGGAAAAUGAGAAUGAUGCGAGCAGACGGUUAAAAUCUGAAUUUCUUAUCCAGUUUGAUGGGGUGACCUCCAAUAGUAAUGAUAUUGUGAUUGUAAUUGGUGCAACCAACAAGCCACAGGAAUUGGAUGAUGCAGUUCUUAGGAGGCUGGUAAAGAGAAUCUAUGUGCCUUUACCUGAUGAAAAUGUUCGGAGACUUCUGCUAAAACACAAACUCAAGGGUCAAGCAUUCUCGUUACCGAGUAGAGAUCUGGAAAAACUUGUCAAAGAGACAGAAGGUUAUUCUGGAAGUGACCUUCAAGCAUUGUGUGAAGAGGCUGCAAUGAUGCCAAUUAGAGAGCUGGGAUCUAACAUUCUUACUGUUAAUGCAAAUCAGGUAAGAGGAUUAACUUACAAUGAUUUCAAGAAGGCAAUGACAGUCAUCAGACCAAGUUUAAAGAAAAGCAAGUGGGAAGAGCUGGAGCGCUGGAAUGAGGAGUUUGGCUCUAAUUGAACUUGCUUUUACUCAUCCUCUGGUGCAUCAUCAUGCAUGAAUGUGCAUAUAAACCUCUAUACUUUAACGGAAACAAACAUGACAAGGAUAUCAAUUAUCAUGGUUGGUAGCUAAAAUCAUUGAUCAAAUCAGGGUGCUGCUAAUUUUAUAAAAUGGCUACCCUAAAAUGGAAUAGAUACCAUUAUUAUUUCAAGCUUUAUUUGUACAUUUGUACAAUUUGUACAUCUUUCUAAGGACAAUAAAUUUGGUUUUUAGGGCUCCAAGGUUGCCCAUCCGAGCAUAUGAACUUUGAAACUAUUAUAGUUGAUUUUAUUGUAAACCAAGCCAAAGUAUAUUAAGCAUAUUUUCUUAUGGCAAUAAACAAUUUUAAUACUCGUUGAUUCUUUA
Molecule: messenger RNA, 1915 nt
Organism: Arachis duranensis
Lineage: Eukaryota; Viridiplantae; Streptophyta; Magnoliopsida; Fabales; Fabaceae
Exons: 13
Cellular component (GO): microtubule cytoskeleton
Molecular function (GO): ATP binding; ATP hydrolysis activity
Source: RefSeq, a predicted model, not a curated record